Molecule: messenger RNA, 2695 nt
Organism: Bactrocera tryoni
Lineage: Eukaryota; Metazoa; Arthropoda; Insecta; Diptera; Tephritidae
Product: endoplasmic reticulum metallopeptidase 1
Exons: 10
Coding region: 36-2636 (866 amino acids)
Biological process (GO): proteolysis
Molecular function (GO): metalloexopeptidase activity
Source: RefSeq, a predicted model, not a curated record
AACUAAACAAAAAUAACUAAAAUAAAAUUUGCACAAUGAGCGUUAAGAAAUUCGAAAUACACAACAACAACCUAGAGCGCAAGAAAAGCAGAAAACUUGAUUGGUACUGGGCGCCCGUCUACUGUGCUGUCUGGUAUGUGCUCUUCUACGCCACCGUCAUACCCAGCUUCUAUAAUUAUCCAAAGACGCUACAAAUCAGCGAGGAACAACAGCACGCCGACGAAUUUAUAGGACAACGUGCCGAACAGCAACUAAUCACAUUAGCUGAUUUUGGCGUUAAACUAACAGGGACCAUAGAAAAUGAAGUUCUAGCUAUCAAUUUUUUACUCGGAGAAAUUGAAAAAGUUAAAGCACAAGCGCGGCUUGAUCUCUACGAUAUCGAUGUGGAAGUGCAAUACGCUUCGGGAAAGUUCGAAUUGUGGCAAAUGGCUACCAGUUAUCGCAACGUGUCCAAUGUGGUGGUGAAGUUGGCGCCAAAGAAUGCUAAAUCCGCUUCCUAUUUGCUGGUGAAUGCACAUUUCGAUUCAGAAGUGCACUCGCCGGCAGCCGCAGAUGACGGUGUGAUGGUGGUGAUUAUGUUGGAGACGCUCAGAGUGAUUGCCAAAUCCGAGAAGCCGCUUAUGCAUCCCAUUGUAUUUCUUUUCAAUGGCGCUGAGGAGAGCAAUCUGUUGGCUUCGCACGGUUUCAUCACGCAGCACCCAUGGGCGCAGUAUUGCAAAGCCGUCAUCAAUUUGGACUCCGCUGGUUCGGGUGGUCGUGAAAUUCUCUUUCAAUCGGGUCCUAAUCACCCUUGGCUCAUGAAGUAUUAUAAACAGAGUGUGCCCCGCCCCUAUGCUACCACAAUCGCUGAAGAGUUGUUCCAGAAUAAUUUCAUACCAUCGGAUACCGAUUUCCGCAUAUUCCGUGACUAUGGCGAGUUACCUGGCCUCGAUAUGGCACAUUCACUUAACGGUUAUGUUUAUCACACUAAAUUCGAUACUUUUGCGAAUCUCGAGCGACACACGUGUCAGACGACUGGUGAUAAUGUCUUAGCAUUAACAUGGGCACUGGCCAAUGCACCGGAAUUAAAGAACCCAGGGGACCAUGCCAAAGGCCACACUGUCUUCUACGAUUAUCUCGGUUGGUUUAUGAUCUUCUACACAGAGGAUACUGGUGUCAUACUCAAUAUCACCUUCUCUGUUUGUGCCAUCAUAGCCAUCUUAGCAGCGGUUUUCCUAAUGUCACGUUCGGACGAUGCCGACUCGACUAAGCGUGUCUUCUUACGCUUUCUUACCAUAUUGGUUGUACAAAUUAUAACAAUAGCUGCGUCAGUGGGUCUAGCAAUUUUAGUUGCGGUUACCAUAGAUGGCAUCGGUGCCUCAGAAUGUUGGUACUCAGAAUCAUGGCUCGUCUUUGGCAUCUACUUUUGUCCUAUCUUCUUUAUUAUGUGUUUGCUGCCGGCAAUUUACAUGCGUUGGACCAAGGAGGGAACCAAUAUGUGUCAUGAUGACUCCAUUGCCUGCUUCAUGCAUUCGCAUUGCCUCAUUUUGGUGUGCCUUUGUCUGGUUAUGACUGGUUUGAGUAUACGCUCGGCUUUCUUUCCAAUGAUUGCUAUAUUCUUCUACACAAUAUCAGUUGUAUUGAAUAUCAUAAAUCACUUUUGGGGCAAGAGGUACUUGAACUUGCCUAUACAUCUCCUUUGCCAGUUGCUGCCAUUUUGGUUUUAUAGCUAUCAAACAUUUGUCUUUCUCACAAUAUUCAUACCCAUGCAAGGACGCAGUGGACCAACCAGUAAACCGGAAUUUAUGAUUGCUGGCAUCUGUGCUAUAAUGAGCAUACAUUUCGGCGGUUUUAUUCUUCCAAUAUUGCAUAAGUUCCGCAAAUCAAAAACGUUUUUAAGUUUAUUUGGAGCUCUAUUUUUGAUAUUCAUUAUGAUUGCUUGCCUGCCUGUUGGCUUCCCAUAUAAGAAGGAUGUGGCAGUACAGAGAGUUUACGUUUUGCACACAGCACGCACUUUCUACGACGAGCGAGGUUUUGUCUAUAAAAACGAAAGCGGUUUCUAUGUGCAACCUGUCGAUAAGCGUAUUAACACUUUGAAGAAAACCGUUUUCCAAAAUGCUGAACCGAAAUCGAAGAUUCCAGAAGAUUGUGAGACGGAACUUUUUUGCGGUUUGCCAUUAUAUAAUUCGCGUUGGAUGGAUUGGAAAAACUUCUCCCGCUGGGUAGCGGCGCCAAGUCCACAUCUGCCUAUACCAACCGAACUAAAGUUAACCUCAAAAGUUUAUAUUACUGAGACACGAGUACGUUAUGGUUUCAGCUUAAAGUCCGCAGAUCGCGUAGUGAUCUAUAUAGAUCCUUAUCCAAAUACGAAAAUUGUUGAUUGGACUUUCGAUAAGACGCCAUUGAAAAGUAAUUUCUCGACACCUUAUUUUGUGUAUCACGUCUAUUCGAUGGAUGAUAGGCCAUUAGAUUUCUGGAUUGAAUUGGACCGCGGUACUCCGGACUAUGAAGGCGCCGCACUGCGUCUUGGCAUCGGCGCACACUUCAUGUACCAUGACGCUUACUAUACUGAAGAAUUUAAAGAGUUCCUCAAGCUAUUUCCCGAGUGGUCCUAUCCGAUAGACUGGUUAGCUUCAUAUGAGAGUCGCAUUUUCUAGUAAUUUCAUUGAAUUACUUUUUCGAAUUUAUUAUAAAAUAAAACAAAAACAUUUUUGUA